AUGAGAAAGGCGCAAGAAUGGAGACGUGCUUUAGAGAAAGUGAGCGUUAUAGAUGGGAUGAAGUCAGAUGACUAUUGGCAUAUGUGGGAAAGCUGGGAUAGGUUUCUGCAACACACGGUCUCCUCCAAUCAGCUUCUUUCCUCUGUUCUGAAAUCCAAAACACAAGUUGUGGACGAUUAUGCUGGUAGUGUAAUGACAAAGAAAUGUUUUUAUAACAAAAAGGUUCUCGCUUUUGGUGUGGAUCAGUUAGGCCAACUAGCAAGAGUGGCUGGAAACAAAAACUGGUUUGGUUUGGGUAGCAGAAUCAUUGUCACAACAAGGGAUGAACGUCAGUUAGAGGAGCAUGACCAUGAACUAUAUGAUGAGUUUGCUGAGGGCCUUCUAGGAGGUUCAAACUUCGAUUCUCAUCCACCAUGUGUCGAUGGAUUCAGGAUAUGUGCUGGCUGCACAGGAAUAUUAGGCAUGGGCGGUAUUUAG
Pyrus x bretschneideri (Chinese white pear) is the source of this 477-nucleotide messenger RNA. Its product is annotated as disease resistance-like protein DSC2. The transcript is spliced from 3 exons. The record is from RefSeq and is a predicted model, not a curated record. The coding region runs from base 1 to 477 and encodes 158 amino acids. Lineage: Eukaryota; Viridiplantae; Streptophyta; Magnoliopsida; Rosales; Rosaceae.